Cryptomeria japonica (Japanese cedar) is the source of this 3342-nucleotide messenger RNA. RefSeq names its product disease resistance protein RUN1. The transcript has 2 exons. The record is from RefSeq and is a predicted model, not a curated record. Gene Ontology annotation, molecular function: protein binding; ADP binding. NCBI's taxonomy places the organism in Eukaryota, Viridiplantae, Streptophyta, Pinopsida, Cupressales, Cupressaceae. Gene Ontology annotation, biological process: signal transduction; defense response. Bases 185 to 3037 code for a protein of 950 amino acids.
GAUGUAUAGGUGAGCGGAUCUGAAACGUUUGUAUGUUUUCAUUUGCGGAUAGGGCAGGGCAAUGUGUGAUUAGAUUUGAAACGUUUGUGUUUUCGUUUCACUAUCUGAAAUUUUUGUUGCGUUCCCUGUUUUCUUUCUAUUGUUACCUGGGAACCCUUUUUUCCUCUUGAGAUCCAGCUCUAAGAUGGAAAAGUACAGGCCUAUCGCAACUAAACUUGGCUUCCAAAGCCCUAAGAGGUAUGAUGUGUUUCUGAGUUUCAGGGAACCCGACGUGAGAAAGACUCUGGUUGAUCAUCUCUACCAAGCUCUCUCAGCAGCAGGACUGAAUGUCUUCUUAGUCGGUGACCAAUUGGAAAAGAGUGAAAUAAUUGGGUUGACCUUGGAAAAAGCAAUCGAGAGUAGUGCCAUAUGCAUUCCUAUAUUUUCUGAAGGCUAUGCGGACUCGGCUUGGUGUCUGAGGGAGGCCGCUGCAAUGUUGAGGACCCCUGGCUCGAUCAUUCCCCUGUUUUACCAUGUGGAUCCAACUGAUGUUAGAUAUCCUCUAAAGGAGUCCAGUCCGUAUAAGCAAGCAUUUCUCAGACAUUAUGCCCAUCCAGAUAGAUAUUCAGGAGAAGAGAUUGACGAAUGGAAGGAUGCCCUUGGGAAGAUCUCUUCCAACUCAGGCUGGUACAUGGAUGAAUCUCUAGGCGACGAAUUUAGUCUGGUAAGGAGGGUGGUGAUUGACGUGAUUCGGACAUUGGGCACAAGGCAGUUCGAAGUUGCCAAGCAUCCCGUAGGAUUGGACAGCGUGAAGAAUGCCGUCAUUCAGAAAUUAUAUCUCAAUUCAGGGUUAACAGAGGUGGUGGUUAAAGUUGGAAUAUGGGGCAUUGGUGGUAUUGGCAAGACCACAGUUGCAAAGGCAGUGUACAAUCAAAUUUAUGCUGAUUUUGAUGCUGCUUCAUUUGUAUUUGACGUCUGUACUACAGCUAGAAACCUCAAAGACCUUACAAAGUUGCAGAAACAAAUUCUCUCAGACUUAUCCAAUUAUAAUGAAGAAGUGGAUAGCGUUGACAAGGGCAUAUCUUUGUUCAAAUUUCAUUUGAGAGGAAAACGUGUGUUGCUUGUUUUAGAUGAGGUGAAUGCUGUUCUGCAAUUGGAUGCUUUGGUUGGGGAUUGGCUGGGCCCUGGCAGCAGAGUUAUUAUAACUUCCAGAGACAGACACAUUCUCAAUGUUGCUGGGGUCUCAUUGGAAUGCAUCGUCGAGGUGGGUGGAUUGGAGAUAAAUGAAGCUCUCGAGUUGUUUAGCUGGCACGCGUUUCUCCAAUCAUCGCCGAGUCCCAGUCACGAAGACCUGUCCAAAAAAAUAGUGGAAGCUUGUAAGGGACAUCCUCUUUCAUUGGAAGUGAUUGGAUCCUUCCUGUAUGAUAGGCAAGAUGAUACAAGUUGCUGGACACGAGCCCUUCACGACAUUUCCUUCCACCCAGACAUUUAUCAAACACUAUACAGCAGUUAUAGUUCUCUUAGUGAUGAGGAAAAAGAAAUAUUUGUGGAUAUUGCUUGCUUCUUUAUCGGAGAAGAGAAAACAUGUCCCAUUGUUUUCUGGAAAUCCUUGUACAAGAUGGUAGACACAGCUGUAUCCAAUCUUUUAAUGAAGUCAUUGAUAACAAUUGACAACACAGGAUUAUUUGGUAUGCAUGACCUUUUGCGAGAUAUGGGGCGGACCAUUGCUAAAACAGAAAAAGAGGGCACCCGACUAUGGGAGACUGCCCAUUUAAACACAGUAUCUCACAUCAGAUUCUCUCGCCUUCAACUUAAAAGAGGAAAUCCACAAAGGCUUGCAAUGCUCUGGAGACCUGGUCUUCACUAUCUUCAUUUGCAGAAUCUGCUCAUUGAAGACAUGACAGAAGAUACGCUAGACAUGCUUCCUUCAAGUCUAAUAUGGUUGAGGUUGGAACAUUGUUCCUUUAAAAUUGAGAUGCAAGAAGCCGACAAGAAUCCACGUCACCACAGAUCGAUGGAUAACAUUAUGGAGUUGAAGAUAAUGCAGCUGAAAGGCUGCUAUGAUUUGGGCAUCUCGUCCCUGUUUCCACUUUCUAAUUUACGCCUCCAACAUUUGGACCUGGAAAGGUGUGAAAGCUUAUACAACCUCCCUGAUACCAUUGGUUUCCUGUCACAGUUGCAGCACUUGUAUUUGGGAGGGUGUAGAAACUUAAAUAACCUCCCUGAUAUCAUUGGUAACCUGUUGCGGUUGCAGCAUUUGUACUUGGGAGGGUGUCAAAACAUAAAUAACCUCCCUGAUACCAUUGGUUUCUUGUCACAGUUGCAGCACUUGUACUUGGGAGGGUGUAGAAACUUAAAUAACCUUCCUGAUACCAUUGGUAACCUGUCACAGUUGCAGCACUUGUACUUGGGAGGGUGUCAAAACAUAAAUAACCUCCCUGAUACCAUUGGUAACUUGUCACAGUUGCAGCACUUGUACUUGGGAGGGUGUCGAAACUUAAAUGACCUCCCUAAUUCUAUUGGCAACCUAUCACAGCUGCAGCAUUUGAACAUGUUUGAGUGUCUAACUUUAAAGAACCUUCCUUAUACCAUUGGGAACCUAUUACAGCUGGAGCACUUGGACUUGGAAAGGUGUGUAAGCUUAAAUAACCUUCCUGAUGCCAUUGGCAACUUGUCAUCACUGCAACAUUUGGACCUGAGAUGGUGCGAUAAGUUAAAUAAACUACCUGAAACUAUUGGCAACCUAUUCCAGCUGCAGCACUUGUGCUUGGGAAGUUGUAAGAAUCUAAAUAACCUUCCUAAUACCAUUGGCAAUCUGCAACAAUUGCAACACUUGAACUUAGAAGGGUGUAUAAACUUAAAGAACCUUCCUGAUAGCACUGGUAACCUGUCACAAUUGCAACAUUUGAAUUUAGAAUGGUGUGGAAGCUUAAAGAAUAUUCCUGAUACUUUUGGCAACUUGUCACAGCUGCAGCAAUUGAAGUUGAGAGGGUGUGAAAGUUUACAUAACCUCCCCGAUAGCAUUGACAAUCUGUCACAGCUGGAGUACUUUUUCUAAUGCAGCUUCUGGUGUAGCAGGACAAAAAAAUUGAAAUAUUCUUUAAUCCUUUUCCAUGGUGUCUGUACGUAUAUAAAAUUGAGUGCUUAGAGAGUAUUAAAUAGAAUUAUUUAGAGGCUCAAAUUUCUCUCGCGCCAAUCGUAUGGGAUGGGGAAUACUUAAAGCUCUGGAAUGAAUCUGCAACUAAGCCACUAGGGAACGCUGUAUUAAAUUCUCUCUUGUAUAAUUUAAUGGCAUGGGAAGUUAGUUUUUCUACUUCUGCAAGAAAAUGCAGAGUGAUAAUUCUAUACAUAUAUUACGAUUUA